Messenger RNA from Carica papaya (papaya), 4088 nucleotides. Lineage: Eukaryota; Viridiplantae; Streptophyta; Magnoliopsida; Brassicales; Caricaceae. The record is from RefSeq and is a predicted model, not a curated record.
UCGCUGUUCAAAAAUAACUCCUGCCAAAAUUUUCUCUCUUUCCAAACACAGACGACAUACAUGCACCCGCGCUGUGCGUGGGACUGAUCGUGGAAGAAGACGAAGAAGAGAAAGACCCCAGAAAUCUCUCCCACUUGGCCAGCACAGUGUGAAAAUCCCACUUUGCUACUCAGGAUUUGUGAAAAAUUUACAGCAAAAGGGUUUAGGGUUUAUACUCUAGUUGACAGCACAUUUGGGAGAAACUCAAUAUUUUCAGUCAUAUGGGUGCGUCAUCAGAUGCUAAGAAAGAUAUAGGUAUGACUCGUAAGGGUUUAGAGUCUUCAGAUGGAGAUGAUGUAGAUAUGAAUGAUCUUGAUCAUAUUGAACAAGUCAACAUACAUGACCUGGGGGAAGAUUUUUUGAAAAAGCUCUGUAGAAAUGCGUCAAUUUCAUUUUUUAAGGAGUAUGGUCUCAAUAGUCAUCAAAUCAACUCAUAUAAUGACUUCGUCAAGCACGGCCUCCAAAAGGUUUUUGAUUCUUAUGGCGAGAUGACAAUCGAGCCUACUUACGAUCCAUCAAAGAAGGGAGAUAAUGAUUGGCGUUAUGCUUCUGUGAGGUUUGGGAAGGUCACUGUUGAUCAACCAACUUUUGUUGGUGGCACUAAUUGUGAUGAAAAGAAUAUGCUCCCUAGGCAUGCCAGGCUUCAGAAUAUGACUUACGCGUCCAGGAUGAAAGUGAAUGUUCAUGUGCAGGUUAACAGAAAUAUUGUUUUAUCUUAUAAAUUUGUAUCUAUUUUGUCCUUUUGGAUUGUUCGCAUUUUUGAUCAUGGGGGCUAUUUCAUUAUUAAGGGCGCAGAAAAGGUUUUUGUUGCACAAGAGCAAAUCUGUUUGAAGAGACUGUGGGUUUCAAAUAGUCAGGGCUGGACAGUUGCAUAUAGAUCGGAAGUAAAGAGGAACAGAUUAAUCAUUAGACUCGUAGGGGUUUCUAAAAUUGAAGAUGUUAAAGGAGGAGAGAAAGUUCUUGCUGUAUACCUUUUGUCAACAGAGAUCCCUCUGUGGAUAUUGUUCUUUGCCCUUGGUGUUUCAUCAGACAGGGAAAUAAUAGGUCUGAUUGAUUAUGAUGGUGAUGAUGCCAAUAUAAUAAAUGUGCUCUUUGCUUCAAUUCAUGAUGCUGAUGAGAAAUGUGAGGGCUUCCGGAGAGGGAAGAAAGCUUUACAUUAUGUAGGCAAACUAAUAAAAGAUACUAGGUUUCCACCUGGUGACAGUAUAGAAGAGUGCCUGAGCUUGUACCUAUUUCCCACUCUCCAUGGCCUAAAACAAAAGGCUCGGUUUCUUGGUUACAUGGUGAAGUGUCUUUUAUUAGCCUAUACUGGAAAAAGAAAAUGUGAUAAUAGGGAUAAUUUUAGGAACAAGAGGCUAGAAUUGGCUGGUGAGUUGCUUGAGCGAGAGCUAAAGGUGCAUCUUGCACAUGCAAGGAAGAGCAUGACAAAGGCUUUUCAGAAGAACCUAAAUGGAGAUGAUAUAAAGCCUAUUGAACACUACUUGGAUGCGUCAAUAAUUACCAAUGGCCUUCAAAGAGCAUUCUCAACUGGGGCAUGGUCACACCCUUUCAAACGGAUGGAAAGGAUUUCCGGCGUUGUGGCUAAUCUUGGGCGAGCAAACCCCUUACAGACAAUGAUUGAUAUGAGGAAAACACGACAACAGGUUCAGUACACAGGGAAGGUGGGAGAUGCCAGAUACCCACAUCCUUCUCACUGGGGCAGAGUUUGCUUUAUUUCUACUCCUGAUGGUGAAAAUUGUGGGCUUGUGAAAAACUUGUCUGUUACAGGACUUGUUAGUACAGAGAUACGUGAACCUAUAGUUGACAAAUUGUUUGAGUGUGGAAUGGAGAGUGUGGUAAAUGAUACUUUUACUUCCCUGAAAGGAAAACAUAAAGUUUUUCUCAAUGGGGAUUGGAUUGGAGUUUGUGAAGAUUCUGCUUAUUUUGUAGCUGAGUUGAGAAGCAGAAGACGGCAGCAGGAGUUACAUCAUCAGAUGGAAAUAAAGAGAGAUGUAAAGGAAGAAGAGGUGCGAAUAUUCACUGAUGCUGGAAGGAUACUUCGUCCUCUACUAGUUGUGGAGAAUUUAAGCAAAACAAAUUUGCUCAAGGGAGAACAGUACUCUUUUGAAAGUCUUUUGGACAUGGGGAUCAUUGAGCUUGUUGGGACAGAAGAAGAAGAAGACUGUCAUACUGCAUGGAGUAUUAAAUAUCUUUUAGAGGAAGUUGAUAGAAAGCAAACUGCAAAUGAUGGGAAGCGGCCUGAAAAGCCUGAGAAGUAUACUCACUGUGAGCUGGACAUGUCUUUCUUACUAGGUUUAAGUUGUGGAAUUAUACCAUUUGCAAAUCAUGAUCAUGCAAGGAGGGUUCUCUACCAGGCUCAGAAGCAUUCUCAGCAGGCUAUUGGUUUUUCUACCACGAAUCCUAGCAUUAGAGUGGAUACCCUGUCUCACCAAUUGUUCUACCCUCAAAGGCCCCUUUUUCGGACAACGACUUCUGAUUGUCUUGGCAAAGCAGGAUAUCCUUUAGGUCAUGAUGGAAUAGUUCCAAGACCAGAAUUGUUCAAUGGCCAGAAUGCUAUUGUGGCUGUCAACGUCCACCUGGGGUACAACCAAGAGGAUUCCUUGGUGAUGAACCAAGCUUCUUUACAGCGUGGUAUGUUUCGAACUGAGCACAUUAGAAGUUACAAGGCUGAGGUUGAAAACAAGGAAUUGAUGGAUAAGAGACGGAAAUUUGAUGAUCCUGUGAAUUUUGGGAAGAUACAAAGUAAACUUGGUCGAGUUGACAGCAUUGAUGAUGAUGGUUUUCCGUUCGUUGGUGCUAACUUGCAAAGUGGUGAUAUUGUCAUUGGGAGAUGUGCUGAAUCUGGGGCUGAUCACAGUAUAAAACUGAAACAUACAGAAAAGGGCAUGGUGCAGAAAGUAGUACUGUCUUCUAAUGAUGAUGGAAAAAAUUUUGCUGUGGUAUCCCUGAGGCAGGUUCGUUCUCCUUGCCUUGGAGACAAGUUUUCUAGUAUGCAUGGGCAAAAGGGUGUUCUGGGCUUUUUGGAAUCACAAGAGAAUUUCCCUUUCACAAGGCAAGGGAUAGUUCCAGAUAUUGUGAUAAAUCCUCACGCAUUUCCUUCACGACAAACACCUGGUCAACUAUUAGAAGCUGCUCUUGGUAAGGGGAUUGGUUGGGGUGGAGUGAUGAAAUAUGCCACCCCUUUUUCUACCCUCUCGGUUGAGGCUAUCACAGAGCAGCUCCACAGGACUGGAUUUUCAAGAUGGGGAAAUGAGAGGGUAUAUAAUGGUCGAACCGGCGAAAUGGUCCAGUCCCUCAUAUUUAUGGGCCCAACAUUUUAUCAGCGCCUGGUUCACAUGGCCGAAGACAAAGUGAAAUUCCGCAACACUGGACCUGUCCACCCCCUCACACGACAGCCAGUAGCCGACCGGAAGCGAUUUGGUGGGGUCAAGUUUGGCGAGAUGGAGCGAGAUUGCCUCAUAGCUCAUGGUGCAUCAGCAAAUUUGCACGAACGUCUUUUCACGCUCAGUGAUUCCUCUCAAAUGCAUGUUUGCCAAAAGUGCGAAAAUGUUGCUAAUGUGAUCCAGAGGGCAGUUCCUGGUGGCCGCAAAGUAAGAGGUCCAUAUUGUCAUAUCUGCGAAACUGUGGAUCAUAUUGUUAGGGUUAAUGUCCCAUAUGGAGCCAAAUUAUUGUGCCAGGAACUUUUCAGCAUGGGUAUCAGUUUGAAAUUUGAAACCCGACUCUGUUGAGUUCCUGGUGUCACUAGAAACCAUCUACUGUCACAUAACUGUUAAAAGAACUUGUUUUAUUUUGUUGCCUGCUGGUUGUAAAGUUCAGAGUUAUUCAUGCUGAUUAGAUCAGGAUUUGUUUUUCACUUGAGCUUUUAGCACGAAGGCCAGGCUCAGGCAAUAUGUAAAUUCACCGAAGCUGAUAGAUGUUUUGUAAUCUUAAAUUGUGUUAGAAUCACAAGAUCAUUUCAGUUUAUGUUAGGUCUGGCAUUGAACCAGUCAGGAUUCUUGUGUUUAUGUAAAUAACGUUUGAUGCUUUUAACUAUUGUCCAUGCGAAAUCA